GGCCACCUACUGUUCACAGCCUCUCCGGGCCUUCAGUUUCGCGACUCCUGGAGGCAGCCGCUGUGGCAGCCUCAGCCCCGACUGGCUGGUCGGCACCAUGGCCACCUGCUGGCAGGGCCUAUGGGCCUAUCGUUUCUACUUGAUUGCACUAUGUCUGCCCAUUUUCCUGUUGCCUCUGCCAAUCAUUGUCCAAACGAAGGAAGCCUACUGUGCUUACUCCAUCAUCCUCAUGGCACUGCUGUGGUGUACCGAGGCCCUGCCCCUGGCUGUCACCGCCCUAUUCCCCAUCAUCCUCUUCCCCCUGAUGGGUAUCAUGGACGCCUCUGAGGUCUGCGUAGAGUACUUCAAGGACACCAACAUACUGUUCUUUGGGGGGCUGAUGGUGGCCAUCGCCGUGGAACAUUGGAACCUGCACAAACGCAUCGCCCUCCGAGUGCUCCUUAUCAUUGGAGUGCGGCCUGCCCUGCUGCUUCUGGGCUUCAUGCUGGUCACGGCCUUCCUCUCCAUGUGGAUUAGCAACACGGCCACCACAGCCAUGAUGUUGCCCAUCGGGCAUGCGGUUCUGGAGCAGCUUCAGGGCUCGCAGAAGGACGUGGAGGAGGGCACUGACAACCCUGCCUUUGAGCUCCAGGAAGCAAGUCCCCAGAAGGAGGUGACCAAACUUGAUAAUGGACAGGCUGUAUCUGCCUCUUCGGAGUCAAGAGCGCAGAAGACCCAGGACCAUCUCCGCUUCAGCCAGGGCCUGAGCCUCUGCAUUUGUUACUCGGCCAGCAUCGGGGGCAUCGCCACCCUGACGGGCACCACGCCUAACCUGGUGCUCCAAGGCCAGGUCAACUCGCUCUUCCCCCAAAAUGGCAACGUGGUGAACUUCGCGUCCUGGUUUGGUUUUGCCUUCCCCACCAUGAUCAUCUUGCUGCUGUUGGCUUGGAUAUGGCUGCAGGUCCUCUUCCUGGGCUUCAACUUCCGGAAGAACUUUGGCUUUGGGGAAGGGGAGGAAGAGCGAAAGCAAGCAGCCUUCCAGGUCAUCAAGACCCAGCACAAGCUGCUGGGCCCCAUGAGCUUUGCAGAAAUCACCGUCACUGUCCUCUUUAUUAUUCUGGUGGUGCUCUGGUUCACCAGAGAGCCAGGCUUCUUCCCAGGCUGGGGUGACACGCUUUUCGCCAACGAAAAUGGGCAAAGCAUGGCAUCCGAUGGGACAGUGGCCAUCUUCAUCAGCCUGAUUAUGUUCAUCAUGCCCUCCAAGAUUCCAGGACUGAUCCAGGACCCAAAAAAACCAGGGAAGCUGAAGGCUCCUCCUGCCAUCCUCACCUGGAAGACAGUGAACGAUAAGAUGCCCUGGAAUAUCGUGAUCUUGCUGGGUGGGGGCUUCGCCCUGGCCAAAGGCAGUGAGAGAUCAGGUCUGUCUGAGUGGCUGGGAGACAAACUGACCCCGCUGGAGAGCAUACCGCCGGCAGCCACAGCGGUCAUCCUCUGUCUGUUGAUUGCGGUCUUCACCGAAUGCACCAGUAAUGUGGCCACCACUACGCUCUUCCUGCCCAUCCUGGCCUCCAUGGCACAGGCCAUCUGCCUUCACCCCCUUUAUGUCAUGCUGCCCUGCACCCUGGCCGCCUCCCUGGCUUUCAUGCUUCCCGUGGCCACGCCGCCCAACGCCAUUGUCUUCUCCUUUGGAGGCCUCAAAGUGUCCGAUAUGGCCCGCGCCGGAUUCCUGCUCAAUAUCAUCGGGGUGCUGGCCAUCACGCUGUCCAUCAACAGCUGGAGUAUCCCCAUCUUCCACCUGGACACGUUCCCCUCCUGGGCCCACUCCAACACAAGCCAAUGCCUUCUCAGCCCGUCCAACUCCACCGUACCAGGCCUCUAGCCUCGGCUACCACCUCGCUCUGCUGGGGAAAGCCCACCGGUGCCACUCCUCAGAGCCAGGAGAGGGCGCCUCAAACGCCAAGGCCCGGGCCAGUGGAGAGUCAGCCGGCGCAUGUGCAAUCGUGUAUUCCCGUGUCUGCAAAGAUCGUGUGUGUGCUCUCUCUCUCGGGUACAGAGGAAGAUGCUCGUGUUCCCGUGGGCUGUGCGGGACGCGCGCGUGUGGUAUGGCCUAAGGGCGCCUCGGGGGUUUUAUGCAUGGUGACAGCGCCCACCCUCUGUCUCCCAACUAGGCCUCCAGACCUCUUUGCACUGUAUUUAUUGAAACUCUGGGCUGGAGGCGCCUGGGAGCGGGAACUCCAAGGUUCAUUAAAGACUUUUUCAGUAGA
This is a messenger RNA of Peromyscus maniculatus bairdii (prairie deer mouse), 2243 nucleotides long. RefSeq names its product solute carrier family 13 member 2 (gene Slc13a2). Gene Ontology annotation, cellular component: plasma membrane. Gene Ontology annotation, molecular function: succinate transmembrane transporter activity; alpha-ketoglutarate transmembrane transporter activity; fumarate transmembrane transporter activity. NCBI's taxonomy places the organism in Eukaryota, Metazoa, Chordata, Mammalia, Rodentia, Cricetidae. The record is from RefSeq and is a predicted model, not a curated record. Gene Ontology annotation, biological process: alpha-ketoglutarate transport; fumarate transport; succinate transmembrane transport.